This is a messenger RNA of Morone saxatilis (striped sea-bass), 3319 nucleotides long. It is a transcript of the gene aldh1l1, whose product is annotated as aldehyde dehydrogenase 1 family, member L1. Gene Ontology annotation, molecular function: formyltetrahydrofolate dehydrogenase activity; aldehyde dehydrogenase (NAD+) activity. Lineage: Eukaryota; Metazoa; Chordata; Actinopteri; Moronidae. The transcript is spliced from 23 exons. Bases 178 to 2883 code for a protein of 901 amino acids. The record is from RefSeq and is a predicted model, not a curated record. Gene Ontology annotation, biological process: biosynthetic process; 10-formyltetrahydrofolate catabolic process; one-carbon metabolic process. Gene Ontology annotation, cellular component: cytoplasm.
CUGCAGCCUUAUGGCCCGCGCUGUCCAAUCACUCUGCUUUAUUUGCAUGUUAUGUAAUUUGGGCGGCCUGUGUGUGUGGCUGAGGGGAGGAAAUUAAAAGCGACCGUCUGCGUCCGAUCGCUCUUUCCAGGCAGAGGAGCACUGGGUCUGCAGGCGGGAACACAGUGAGGUGUGAGGAUGAAGAUCGCAGUGAUUGGUCAGAGUCUGUUCGGCCAGGAGGUUUACAAGGAGCUGAGGAAGGACGGCCACACCAUCGUAGGAGUCUUCACCAUCCCUGACAAGGAUGGCAAGGCUGACCCACUGGCAACUGAGGCGGAGAAGGAUGGCGUUCCCGUCUUCAAGUUCCCCCGCUGGCGUGUGAAGGGCCAGGCUAUCCCGGAGGUGGUAGCUCAGUACAAGGCCACUGGAGCCGAGCUCAACGUCCUGCCCUUCUGCUCCCAGUUCAUCCCCAUGGAGGUCAUCGACCACCCCAAACACGGCUCCAUCAUCUACCACCCUUCCCUGCUGCCUCGCCACAGGGGGGCGUCCGCUAUCAACUGGACCCUGAUCCAUGGCGACAGAAAGGGCGGGUUCACAGUGUUCUGGGCUGAUGACGGACUGGACACUGGACCAAUCCUGCUGCAGAGGGAGUGUGAUGUUGACCCCAAUGACACCGUCAACACAAUCUACAAGAGAUUUCUCUUUCCAGAGGGAGUCAAAGGCACAGUGGAAGCAGUGAGGCAGAUAGCAGAGGGGAAGGCCCCGAGGAUCACACAGCCACAGGAGGGAGCCACAUACGAGUGCAUACAGAAGAAAGAUAAUUCCAAGAUUGACUGGAACCAGUCUGCUGAGGCUCUCCACAACUGGAUCCGAGGGAACGACAAAGUGCCCGGGGCCUGGGCGGAGGUCGAUGGACAGAAAGUGACUUUCUACGGUUCCAGUCUGGUGGAUAACAGCCCCACUAACGGCCAGCCCCUGGAGAUCACCGGAGCUAGCCGACCUGGCAUUGUCACCAAGGCAGGCCUGGUGCUGUUCGGCAAUGACAGCAAGGCACUGCUGGUGAAGAAUCUGCAGUUUGAGGAUGGGAAGAUGAUCGCUGCAGCGCAGUACUUCAACUCAGGGAGCAGUGCUGCUGUGGAGCUCACCGAGGAGGAGAAAACCUUCGCUGAACAGAUAAGGGCAGUGUGGCAGAGUAUUCUGACUAAUGUCACAGACAUCGAAGACUCUACUGAUUUCUUCAAGUCUGGUGCUGCUUCCAUGGAUGUGGUCAGGCUUGUGGAGGAGGUGAAGCUCCGGGCCAGUGGCUGCCAGCUGCAGAACGAGGAUGUCUACAUGAACACCACUUUCCAGGAUUUCAUCCAGAUGUGCGUCAGGAAGCUCAGAGGGGAGGACGGCGAGGAGGAACUGGUCGUCGACUAUGUGGAGAAGAACAUCAACAACAUGACCAUAAAGAUGCCUCAUCAGCUGUUCAUUAAUGGAGAGUUUGUUGAUGCGGACGGAGGAAAGACCUACAAGACCAUCAACCCCACUGACGGCAAGGCCAUCUGUGACGUGUCUCUGGCCCAGAUUAGUGAUGUGGACAGGGCGGUGGCUGCUGCUAAGGAGGCCUUUGAAGAGGGCGAGUGGGGCAAGAUGAACCCCAGAGACAGAGGCAGACUCAUCUACAGGCUGGCUGACCUGAUGGAGGAACACCAGGAGGAGCUGGCCACCAUCGAAUCCAUCGACUCCGGAGCGGUUUACACUCUGGCCCUAAAGACUCAUGUGGGCAUGUCCAUCCAAACCUUCCGCUACUUUGCCGGCUGGUGUGACAAGAUCCAAGGCAGCACCAUCCCCAUCAACCAGGCCAGGCCCAAUCGUAACCUCACCUUCACAAAGAAGGAACCAAUAGGGGUGUGUGCCAUCGUCAUUCCCUGGAACUACCCUCUGAUGAUGCUGGCCUGGAAGACAGCAGCCUGCCUGGCAGCUGGAAACACAGUAGUCCUCAAACCUGCUCAGGUGACUCCACUGACAGCACUGAAGUUCGCCGAGUUGGCAGCAAGGGCAGGACUGCCCAAAGGAGUGGUUAAUAUUCUGCCUGGAUCAGGGGCUCUGGUGGGUCAGCGUCUGUCUGAUCAUCCUGACGUCCGUAAGCUGGGCUUUACAGGUUCCACUGAAAUUGGUAAACACAUCAUGAAGAGCUGUGCAGUCAGCAACGUGAAGAAAGUUUCUCUGGAGCUCGGAGGAAAAUCCCCUCUCAUUAUCUUCGGUGACUGUGACAUGGACAAGGCUGUGCGCAUGGGCAUGAGCUCAGUGUUCUUCAACAAGGGAGAGAACUGCAUCGCAGCUGGCAGACUGUUUGUGGAAGACACCAUUCAUGACCAAUUUGUGAAAAGAGUGGUUGAGGAGAUCAAGAAAAUGAAGAUCGGUGACCCGCUGGACCGCUCCACAGACCACGGCCCUCAGAACCACAAAGCCCACCUGGACAAACUGGUGGAGUACUGUCAGACCGGCGUCAAGGAGGGAGCCACUCUGGUCUGUGGGAGCAAACAGGUGCAGCGACCAGGUUUUUUCUUUGAACCCACGUUGUUCACUGACGUACAAGACCACAUGUACAUCGCUAAAGAGGAGUCCUUCGGCCCCGUCAUGAUCAUUUCCAAGUUCAAGAGCGGUGAGGUGGACGAUGUCCUGAGGAGGGCCAACGCCACAGAGUACGGCCUGGCAUCAGGUGUUUUCACGCGGGACAUCAGCAAAGCUCUGUACGUCAGUGAAAGACUCAACGCCGGCACAGUUUUUGUCAACACCUACAAUAAGACUGACGUGGCCUCGCCUUUCGGAGGCUUCAAACAGUCCGGCUUUGGCAAAGACCUGGGACAAGACGCUCUCAACGAAUACCUGAAGACAAAGGCGGUUACCAUCGAGUAUUAAGUCAAAUCCCAGGAGGAAGAAGCAGCGAGGCAUCAGCUCCCUGUGUGUGGACACUGACAGAGGAGGGACACACAGAGGGAUGUGCAGGGUCAUGUGGAUGGUGGAGUGAUGUCAUCUGUAGUCAUAAGAGUUGUUCUCUCAUUAGCGACUAAUGGCUAUAAUACUGUAUGUGCCUUAACAUGUUAAUUGACAAUAACGUGAAUGUUCAGUCCUCUUAAUAACACGCCUCUGAGCCAUGUUGGAAGAAAUAUUGUCCUAAACUAUGCAAAUGAAGUAGCACCAGUGACUUCUGAGACUGUUUUGUAAUCAAUGUGAUGAAGUUACAAAAUCUGAAUACUGUUAAGAGAUGCAUUAAUUUCUAAUAUGGCUUACAUUAGGUCAGAAAAGCUUUGAGAAAUGUAACAUUUCUAAUCAAUGAAAACUGCUGAGCACCCCA